UGGGACUCGGGGCUCAGAUGACAGGCUGUGAUCGGGACGGUGGGGAGUGGGCAGGAGCUUCAUUGGAACCGGGGCUCUGCCCGUCCAGAACCAACCGCUCUGGCCGGAGAGGCGAGUCCAGAACGAGGCCCAUGUUUCUGAGCUGCAGCCAGUGAAGUUUGCUUCCAGCAUGGCUCUGCUCCUGCUGCUGCUGCUGGCAGCUCACGUCGGGCCUUCAGAGUGCGGGUGUGACGGACGCCUCUACCAGAAGACGAUCAACGACCUCUGCUUCGACCGCUUCCAGGAGGAGAUGGUCAGUCUGGGCUCGGGAACGUGGUGCAGCUGGCCGGAAACAAUGGAGAUCUAUGUGGGACUGACUAACUGCACCUGCCAGGUGGCCUUGGGGAUGGACUGCUUCUGGCCCAACCGGCUGGUGGACGACUUCUUCAUGAAGAUUCAUAGCACGUACUUCCACCGCUGCGCCCAGACCGGCCGGCUCCUCCACGAGCCGUCAAUCGGCAUCCUGGCGCCCUUCAUCGGAGUGUCGAUGCUGAUCGCCCUGCUCAUGACCGCAGUAGUGGUUUGGAGGAGCAAACGCACGGAAGGGAUGCUGUAGAGGCGGUGCAGGAGGUUGAGUUGGUCUCAGGACUUGGAGAUGGACUCAGAGCAUCAUGAGCCACAGACAGUGAACUUCAUGGACUUGUUUGUUUUACUCUGAAAGCUCUUUUGUAUGAUUUUGUGAUUUCCAGUCACGGCUGCAAGGCAAAUGUUGGGAUUGGCCUCCGAUCUGCGGCUAUUUUUAAAGAAGUGACGAAAGAUUUUUCCUGAAAACCGUCCAAAGUCUUCCUCAUUUAAAGGCAUUUAUUUGGCUGAUUAGAGUAAGAGUGACUUCAACAUCACUCUUUCACAAUGGCGGACUGAUAUUAGCUGUCAGUUCUGAUCUAAACGAAGUCAGAGAUGGUGUUUAUGCGUAGAUCUAUCAAUAUAUCAAUAAAAAACACAACAAAGCAGCACAAUAUGCAGACAAAUACAAAGAAAUAACUGUAUGUAUACAGAAAAACAACUUCAGACUGCCUCAAUUAGACACACUAAUUUUCAUAUUUAGCGUUUAAAAUAUACAUUGUGAUUGUCCAGUGUCUGAGCGUGUAGCAUUCUUUCAGUUUCUGCAUGCUGGUUUUGUUAACGAUCUAGCUGCUUUUCUUUCUUUCUUUUAAAAGUAUUAUUUUUGUGAGUAGUGCUUUAGCAUUCACUGUGUGGAAGUCCAAAGCGCAGGAGGUUUCAUUCAGACGAGGGCUUGCACGCCAGCAUGCCGAAAUAGUUCACGGUCACCAUCACUUCGGUGUCGGGACAGGAUGCAUUCAUGGCUGUCAGUAACCUGAAAAAGAAAAAAAAGGCUUAAAUCUUAAUUUCAACGGGUGAAUUAAAAAAAAUGUCAAAAAUAAA
Messenger RNA from Poeciliopsis prolifica (blackstripe livebearer), 1422 nucleotides. Its product is annotated as receptor activity-modifying protein 1-like. Lineage: Eukaryota; Metazoa; Chordata; Actinopteri; Cyprinodontiformes; Poeciliidae. The coding region runs from base 170 to 595 and encodes 141 amino acids. Gene Ontology annotation, biological process: intracellular protein transport; receptor internalization; cellular response to hormone stimulus. The record is from RefSeq and is a predicted model, not a curated record. Gene Ontology annotation, cellular component: signaling receptor complex; membrane; cell surface. The transcript has 3 exons. Gene Ontology annotation, molecular function: coreceptor activity.